AUGAACAUUCGAUCAUUAUACAGGGCUAAACUGAGAGCGGAGGAGCUGACCCCUGCCUCGGAUGUCCUCCCUAUGGGGACUUACACCUUACCACAUCCUAUAUGGUCAGAGAAGGAAGUGGAGGAAGUGCGGAUUACACACAAUGAACCAGACACUAUGGUUGACAAGUUGGCGUUCAACGCCGUCCAGCUUCUGAGGAAAAGUUUUGAUUUUCUUUCCGGUUUCAACAGAGGAGAUAGAAACGAGAAAAUAUGGCUAAAUCGGAUUUGCUUCUUGGAGACCGUAGCGGCCGUGCCCGGUAUGGUGGCCGCCAUGACGCGUCAUCUCCACUCCCUGAGACGGAUGAAAAGAGAUUACGGCUGGAUCCACACUCUCCUCGAGGAAGCAGAGAACGAGAGGAUGCACUUGUUGACCGCUCUUCAGUUACGUAAACCUUCCUGGUUCUUCCGUUUGGCUGUGGUAUGCUCCCAAGGUGUGUUUGUGACCAUGUUCAGUGCUUCUUAUCUGAUCAGUCCCAAAUUCUGUCAUCGAUUUGUCGGUUACCUGGAGGAAGAAGCUGUCAAAACCUAUACAAAGUGUCUGGAGGACAUAGACGGAAAUGGUAGAAUGAAGGUAUGGAGAACGGUUCCUGCCCCAGAACUUGCUAUCAGAUACUGGCAGUUAGAUAGCGAGGCUUCUAUGCGUGACGUCAUCUUAGCUAUCCGUGCUGAUGAGGCUCAUCAUCGGCUGGUCAACCACACGUUUGCUGCUCUCAGGCCGAAUGAUUAUAAUCCUUAUCCCCCGGGAUUCUGAUCUGUCACUCACCAGUUCAUCUACUCAGCUGCGA
Molecule: messenger RNA, 826 nt
Organism: Liolophura sinensis
Lineage: Eukaryota; Metazoa; Mollusca; Polyplacophora; Chitonida; Chitonidae
Exons: 8
Coding region: 1-792 (263 amino acids)
Biological process (GO): alternative respiration
Cellular component (GO): mitochondrion
Molecular function (GO): alternative oxidase activity
Source: RefSeq, a predicted model, not a curated record